Messenger RNA from Linnemannia hyalina, 1704 nucleotides. The record is from the annotation of a GenBank genome assembly. Lineage: Eukaryota; Fungi; Mortierellomycota; Mortierellomycetes; Mortierellales; Mortierellaceae.
AUGUCGUUCCCUCCAAGAUUCAUCCGUACCCAGACCCCUCAUGCCCUCCAGUCUACACUCGAACAGGACUCCGUCGACAGUCAACUCCACAACAGCAACAACAGUGACAAGCUCUUUCAAGACCUCGACAACAACAACAACAACAACAACAGCGACACUGACGAGAACGACGACGAGGAAAGAGACGAAGGCCGGGAACAGUCAGACUCCAUUAUCAACCUCAGCCAACCCUCCAGUCUUCCCACCUCAUUCCCCCGCUUCGCCUUCCUCAGCGCACCAACAACGACACAAGGCGACAGCUUCGCCCUGCUCGCCGACAAGACGUCCAAGCGCGUCCGGGUAACACACCCCACGUCUUCUCAAAACAGGAGCUCAAGCAAGAGCAUGAGCAGGAGCAGGAGUACAACCCCGACUCUAUUGGACGUUGACGACAGCGAUUACAAACCCGCUACCUCGUCCCCCACAAAAAGGGUGCGCUUUGACGAAUCCAAGAACAGGGUACACUGGCACCACCGCAGCAGCAGUGUCAGCCCACCCGGCAGCCCUGUUCCCGCCAUCAACCUCAAGGCGCAGCCACUUGCUUCUGCUCUUCUCCACCGAUCUCAAUAUGGUGGCAAUCAGUCGCCUUCGGCCUCGUUUGACUUUGACGAGAGCUUUACUAGUGUCAGUAGCAGCACCAGCGGUAAUGGCAGCGCCGGGAACCAGUCCCCGGAAAAGUUUACUCUCUCGCUCGAGAACACCUCUCAGGACGUCAUGGACUUUGCAUCUAGUCUGACCCGUCUCAUGGGUAGUGGCAACUUGGGAGGAUCACAGGAAUCCGACAGCAGCAGCACCACUGGCACAAGCUUUGCUGCCUUCAACAGCCCCCUGCCCAUGUCGGCAUCGUCGCGGAUCUUUAGCAACAUGUUCCAGGCAUCGCCUCCUUCGCCAGUCAGACCCUCCUUCAUGUCGUACUCCCCACCUCCUUCCUCCUCUUUGAGCUCCUGCUGGUCACCCACCAUAGACGACGACGAGGACGACUCUAUGGAGACGGCCCCUAGAAUCUCGCCUCCUCCUCCCCCAGUUCCCGUCCAGAAGGCCCGCGCACCAUUCGUCCCUCGACGACCCCGCAACACUGGCAACCUCUCGCCUACGCGUCCCGGCGCAGUCCCCGGUGCUCCCAGACGGUUCCCUUCGAUGUUGAAGCGUGAGGCGUCAAAUGCCUCCUUCUUGGACAACUACCCAGCUAGCCUUGCGCCUGGACCCGACGACGACGACUACAAUCCUUCUCCGUCUUCUGUCUCUUGCGUCUCUCCACCUCCUCCUGCAGCAGUGCCAGUCGUUCCAAGAAUUCCGACCCCUCCACGUGAAGCCUCCGCGAACCCCGCCCUCCAGUCUGUUGCCUCUUCUAUCAUUCCUGUCGUUUCUCUUCCUUUGAUGUCGGCAGGAGCUGCCGCCAGCACCCCCUUGCUUCGAAAGUCCCUCUCGGACAUUCCUCUCCGAUCACUCAAGAACAGGUCUAAUAUCAACUUUGGCAACUCUCAUUUGGACGCUCAAAAGAUUGUCCCCCAGUUCAAGAAGUCUGCUUCGUUCAACGAGUUCAUGGAUACCUGUAGCAGCAACAACAACAACAAUAUCCACAAGAACUUGUCGCAAGAAGAUGUCAUUAUGUCUCUUGCUCCUCUCUUCCCUCUUCAGAGCUCCAUCGACUCCCAGCUUGUUUAG